Conger conger (European conger) is the source of this 2412-nucleotide messenger RNA. Its product is annotated as extracellular calcium-sensing receptor-like. The coding region runs from base 1 to 2412 and encodes 803 amino acids. NCBI's taxonomy places the organism in Eukaryota, Metazoa, Chordata, Actinopteri, Anguilliformes, Congridae. Gene Ontology annotation, biological process: G protein-coupled receptor signaling pathway. The transcript is spliced from 6 exons. Gene Ontology annotation, molecular function: G protein-coupled receptor activity. The record is from RefSeq and is a predicted model, not a curated record. Gene Ontology annotation, cellular component: membrane.
AUGGAAAAAUAUGAUUUUACUAUUAAACCAACAAAGCCCGGAUGCAAACGAACUAAUUACAGAGAGUUAAAAUUUGCACAGACAGUGAUUUUCACCAUUGAGGAGAUCAACAGAAACCCUGAGCUGCUCCCAGGCAUUACACUGGGAUACAGGAUCUAUAAUGGCUGUGGAAUCCAAAAUCUGUUAAGAGCAACAAUGGCAGCUAUCACAGGACAGCAGGCAAAGAAGCUAGAAAAGAGCUGCAACUUUCCCAGAGUGCAAGCCCUCAUCGGACACUCCUCAUCUGGACCCAGCAGGGAAAUAAGCAAGCUCAUCAACCCCAUGAAUAUACCACUGAUCAGCCACCUUUCAACCUGCGAAUGUCUGAGCAACAAGAAUUUAUACUCCACCUUUUUCAGAACAGUGCCCAGUGACUACUUUCAGAUCAUUGCACUGGUACAGCUCAUGAAACACUUUGGAUGGACCUGGGUGGGAGUGGUUUACAGUGUGGGGACAUAUUCUGAAGAGGGAUCAGCUGCAUUUACCAGGGAAGCGAAAAAGGAGGGCAUCUGUGUGGAGUACCUUCAGAAAUUCAGCAGAACUUACUCAAAGAAUAAAACUCGUGAAAUUGCACAGACAAUAAAAAGCUCAACUUCCAAAGUUGCUUUAGCCUUCAUGUCUAAGUCAUACUUUCAGCAUUUCUUAGAGAGCAUGGAGGGAAUGAAUCUCACAAACAAACAGUGGAUUGGCAGUGAGGCCUGGAUCACAAGUGGAGAACUAUUAACUGAGGAGAGGGCAGAGCUCCUGCAGGGAGCCAUGGGAUUUGCCAUCACAGGGUCUCACAUUCCCGGGCUGACAGAGUUUUUACUGUGUCUGCGGCCGUCUGAUGCCCCUGACAGCAUCUUCCUCAGAACUUUCUGGGAGACGGUUUUUGACUGCAGCCUUUCCCACUCUGACAAUUCUAAGUUGUGCGACGGCACUGAAGAUUUAAGGACCAUCACUAAUGAUUACACUGAAAUGUCAGAGUCCAGAACAGUCAACAAUGUUUACAAGGCCGUAUAUUCUGUGGCACAUGCCAUACACAAUCUCCUACAGUGCCACAACGGAACAAACCCCCGCACUGGAAAGAGCUGUCUCAGUAAGACUGACAUUCAGCCUUGGCAGGUUCUCCAGCAACUGAAGACAGUUAAUUUUACCACCCUGUUGGGGGACAAGGUUUAUUUUGAUGAAAAUGGUGACUCGGUGGCAAUGUAUGACUUAGUGAAUUGGCAGAUAGGUGCCGAGGGGUCCCUAAAAAUAGUUAAUGUUGGUAGAUAUGAUGCAUCUUUGUCAAAUGGCCAGAUGUUUAAACUGAAGGAAAAUAUCAGCAUUGUGUGGACUGGACAGCAAGACAAGGUACCACAGUCAGUCUGCACAGAUAGCUGCCCAGCUGGAAGCCGAAAAGCCAUAAACAAAAGAAAACCUGUGUGCUGCUUUGACUGCAUAGAAUGUCCUGAUGGAGAAAUAAGUAACCAAACAGACUCCAUUGGCUGCAUGAAAUGUCCACCAGAAUACUGGUCCAAUGAAAACAGAAGCCAAUGUGUUUUAAAAGCCAUUGAGUACCUGUCAUAUGAAGAAAUCAUGGGAUUAUUGCUUGUUACGUUUGCUUGCCUUGGUGCUGUUUUAGCAUCUGUUAUAUCAACAGUGUUUCUGCUUUUCAAAGAUACUCCUAUAGUGAAAGCCAACAAUUCAGAGCUGAGCUUCCUGCUGCUCUUUUCAUUGAAACUGUGUUUCCUUUGCUCUCUUACCUUCAUCGGCCGGCCCUCUGAGUGGUCCUGUAUGCUGCGCCACACUGCAUUUGGGAUCACCUUUGUCCUCUGCAUCUCUUGUGUUCUGGGGAAAACAAUAGUGGUGUUAAUGGCCUUCAGGGCUACACUUCCAGGAAGUAAUGUCAUGAAGUGGUUUGGGCCUUUGCAGCAGAGACUGAGUGUUCUUGCUUUCACUCUCAUACAAGUCCUUAUUUGUGUGCUUUGGUUAACAAUAUCCCCUCCUUUCCCCAACAAGAACAUGAAGCACUACAAAGAAAAGAUAAUUCUCGAAUGUGACGUAGGAUCAGCAGUGGGGUUCUGGGCUGUGCUGGGUUAUAUUGGGCUCCUUUCUAUAUUGUGCUUUGUUUUAGCUUUUCUGGCUCGUAAGCUGCCUGACAACUUCAAUGAAGCCAAAUUCAUCACAUUCAGCAUGCUCAUAUUCUGUGCAGUCUGGAUCACCUUUAUACCAGCUUAUGUCAGCUCACCUGGAAAGUUCACUGUAGCUGUGGAAAUAUUUGCAAUUUUAGCUUCCAGCUUUGGCUUGCUGUUCUGUAUUUUUGUGCCCAAGUGUUAUAUUAUCAUAUUCAAGCCUGAAUUUAAUUCAAGGAAGCAUCUGAUGGGGAAGAUGCCUUCAAAAGCUCUCUAG